ACAGAGGCGGCCGGUGCUGGGAACCGCCUGCGCCCGGGGGGGAGAGGCCGGGCUGGAGCCCUGCCUGGGGCCGCAUGCGGGGCCGGCUCUCGCCCCCGGCCGGAGAAGGGCCCCCCGGGGGGGCGCUCCCCAGCGGGCGGAGGGGGCAGCCGAGGGGGAGCGGUGCCUCUCUCCGGCCGCCGCCGGGGAGCGCGGGAGGAAGCGUCCCCGCCGCGCUGCGAGGGGGUCCGGCGGCGUGCCGGACGCCGCCGCCUAGCCAGGUCUAUGAAUCAUGAAACGAAUUCUUCUGGUUUUUAUCCUGGCAGCUGCUGUUAUGUAUGGUAUACUGCAUGGAAAUCUGUGGAGAAAUAACCUCUACUGGAUUAGCUUUUAUGGACAGACUUCCUCUGUGAGGGCUCCUCCUUCUUAUGAGACUAGUGGAGUUACCCAGCUGCCACCUACGGCUGUGGAGAGAAAGAACACGCUGGACACUUGUCUCCUGAAACCGGCAUUUGAAUCUUUACUGGGUGUUGACAAAAUAUACCCGUUCCUGUGCGCUAAUGAUUUUAUCAGAGUGGCGGAGUUUCGCGGGAGCGAUAAGUUUGAACUACCUUACGGAAUAAAGAGAGCAGAGCAAUUUUUUCGUUUAGCCCUUUCAAGACUGCAGAACUGUGGACUUUUCAAAGAUGAUGACAGCACUGCCUGUCGCCGGUGUGUUGUGGUCGGUAAUGGAGGAGUGCUUCGAAAUAAGACGUUAGGGGAGAAAAUUGACUCAUAUGACGUGAUAAUAAGGAUGAAUAAUGGCCCUGUUGUAGGGUAUGAAGAGGAUGUUGGGAGGAGGACGACUUUCCGCCUUUCUUACCCGGAAUCCAUCUUCUCAGAUCCCAUCCACUACGACCCUAAUACAACUGUUGUUCUCAUUGUCUUCAAACCACGUGACUUGAAGUGGCUCUGGGAGAUACUAAGUGGUCAGAAAAUAAGUGCUAAAGGCUUUUGGAAGAAACCAGCCCUGAACUUGAUAUACAAAUCUAGUCAAAUCAGGAUUCUUGAUCCUAGCAUCACCAGAAAAACGGCUUAUGAAUGGCUUCGUUUCCCAACAAGGUUUCCCAAAAAGGAGAAACCCAAGCAUCCAACAACAGGGCUAAUAGCCAUUACGCUCGCAUUUCACAUAUGCCAUGAAGUACACCUGGCAGGCUUCAAGUACGACUUCACUGACAGAAACAGCUCUUUGCACUACUACGGCAAUGACACAAUGUCUCAGAUGAUGCAGAAUGAAUACCACAACAUCAACGCUGAGCAGAAAUUUUUGAAGAAGCUUAUAGACAAGAACUUUGUGGUCAAUUUGACGUGAAAGCUGAGUGUAAAAUAUGAAGAACAAUCACUAUUUUCAAGAUUUGAAGAUUUUUUAUUUUUUGUAUGACAUUUUUAUUUUUUAAGUGCAGCAUAACUGUUUACCGUUUAAAAGGAGCACAGAAACCUCACCAAGGCAGAAGCUUCUUCUAAGCCAGAGCAAAAUGGACUGUUGCAAACAGUUGACUGAAUUUCUGUGAAGCUAUUUAAUAAUGGGAAAACCGUGAAACUUUCAGCUGAAAGUAUCAGGGAUAUAUAAAAAUGUGAGGCACAUCACUUAUUUAUCAGCAAGAACUCUUUCCAAAUGAUUACUUCUCUGGAAUACUUUUGUUCUGAUGUUGUCCUCCAAAAGAAUUACACUGUCAAGAGACUGAGACAACUGGUGUUUAAUUAGUAGAUGGAUGUUAAGUCCUGAAUGUCUGUUUUGUAGAAUGAAAAUGGCUUUAAAACGAUGCCUAUAAAUAUUACUGUGUGUUUGGGAGAAGGGGGAACGUACAGAGUGUACGGGUUUUAGUCUGCCCUACUGAGGAGGGGAUGUCCAUCUUCAGGGAAGAAGCCACAGCUUCUGCACUGGCAUCGACUCUGAACUGCUGCCCGCCUUUGCCAACAGCGAAGACCCUUUGGUCUGAUUUGUGGAGACGUUGGUAUUGACAAUGCUCGUGUUGUACCCUCUUUGUGGAAAACCAUAGUCCCCGUGCUGUGUGUCCAAUAAAUUUUAGGGUUGGUGACUUGACUUAGAAAAGAGGGAGUAUGAAGACUGAAGAGUUGUCCUAACUACCUGCGUGUCAACUGCUUCCCCCAGACCACAACAGAAACGUGAGCUGGGACAGAGAGAUUAGCACUUGAGUUUAAAUUUAGAGCCAAUGUUUGUUGGAUUCCUAGAUCUCCAGGACAGGAUCUCAUGUGUGUUUCUGUUCGCUCCCCAAGAAUCGAGGUGUAUUUCUCCAAACCAGCACAAUCUCCUUUCUCAAAUGCUGUAAUGCGUUUGCACCUUUGAAAUGCAUCGAUAUGAACAAUGAAUGUUCCCGGUUUCGGCAGUAGAGUGUGCUAGGGAAUAUCCAAGAUGUACCUCAGCUGAAUUAUUAUUUGGCCUCUGUUUACCUCUCAUGUCUUGACAUUUAGGUUUAAAGGAUGUGGCUGAGCUAAAUCAUUUAGUGGGAACUUACUUGGGAUUUUAAUUGAAACAUUUAAUGGCAUGUUUGUUUUCCUGCAUUGGUUUGUCUCAGACAAGCCUGCUGAAUAAGUUAAAUCUGCUUGGGAAUGUCCUUGACAACUGUCAAAGAAGAACAAGUAGUAUGCUGUUCUAAUUCUCUCAUAGAGUGUAGAUAUAUAUUUUUUUUUUUUAAUUGUGGCAGAUUUGCUUGAAGAUCUUGUGGUUAUCUUGAUCAAUCACACCUAAAGAAGGCACAAAGAAGUCCACUUAAAAAAGUCGUAAUAGUUGGUAGAAAAACCUUUGCUGCUUUUUAAUAAAAUGAUAUCAAGAGCUAUAGUACGUUUAGGAGCAGUGCAAACAACUAAAAUACGAAUGCAAUCCUCUAGCAGCUCAAGAGCACAGAAUUUGCCUUUUUCAGAAGCUGAGGAUUACAGAAGUACUGAACACAAUUUCUUUGCAGCAAUGUAGAGGAAUAAGCAUUAAAGCGACCAAAGAAUCAUCUUUCUUUUUUCCUAUAUCUCUUGUGGAGUGCAGUAGGUAUCUAAAAAAACCCCAAGCCACACCUUCCCAUAGUUCUCCUCUCCCUCUUUAGCCCCUUGGUGCUGCCAUUUGGAAAUCAGCGAUGGGAGCUACAGCCGAAGGGGGGGCGGCUUGUGCUCUCACACCAUGUUUUCACCUAAUGCCUCCUGAGCUUUGGUCCAUUUCAGGCAAAUUGGAUGCAUCUGAAAUAACUCCGGAUGCCAUAAAAAUCUGUGGGGGGGGGGGGCGCGGGGAAGGAUCCAGACGUGUCCCAGCAAGGGACAGGCUGUGCCAUGGGGCCCGUCUCCUGCAGGUGAUGCUGCAGGUGAUGGCCCCUUGUCCAGCCCUGCACGGGGAGGCAGACGAGAACAUGGAGGAGAGGGGAGCUCGGGAGGUCCUGGGGGCACUGGAGCUGGUGACUGUGGUGGAAAUGGAGGAAAACAGAAUUUCCUCAUGAGGUGGUGAGGUUAUUCACAUUUCCUUUUUUUUUAAAUGUGCACAUUUCUGAGCCUUUGAAGAAGUCUUUGCUCAAAAAUCUGCAUGCAAACAGGUGGGAUUUUGCACCAGCAAAAAAGAGAUAUUACGGUCUUUAGUUCUACCAGCAUUUAUUUCUCGUGAUUAUUUCAGUUAAUUAAAAAGAUUUGAGGUUUGUAUGUGACCCUGCAGCUGCAGACACACAGUGACGUAGACUACUGACAAUAGCGAUUCCAUAGGGUAAAAAUGCCGAGGCAAGGUCACGGUGUCAUCCGAGCUCUUUUCACAUAGAAGCCCUUGGUGUACAAUUCAGGCUCUUUGAGAGCAGAACCGGGCAGAAGUGGAGGGCUGCCUCUUCCCCCUUGCAACCUGUGGUCGCUCCCAGAGUUGGGUCCCCCAGCUCUCCCACGGGCUGCCACCGUGGAUCCACCCCAUCCCAUGUAACAUCUCACAAUAUUGUGACCAUGAGGAUUUUUUUUCCAGGAGUGCUGUUGAAUUUCUCUCCUCACUGGUUCUUGCCAUGGUGCAGACCGCUUCCCCCUGCUUCUCCAGCCCUGUCCUUGGUGGCAGGAGGUGGGUAGGGAGCUCUGUGAUUAUUUUCUCUGCUUUGUUUCCUCUUCCCGCUAAUCUAAACUGAUUCCUUCUCCUAAUUUUCCUAGGAAGUUUUCUUUCUUUGGAGGAGGAUGGAGUUUGUUCUGCUGUAGUUAGAAUCUAAACCAAAUAAUUGGAAAAAAGGCUUCAUGGCAAAUAAAUGGCAUCCCCCAAACUCUUUUUACUUAAAACAGACUUCUUUAGUCUUUUUUUUUGGGGGGGGGGGUCCCCACAUCAGCUUUUUUGGUCUCCCUAGGAUUUUUUUAUUUUAUUUUUUUAAAUUUUCUUUUGGAUAAUGUGUUUGAUAUUCUCAAUGCAUUGAAUAUGCUAUCUACAAGCAUUUAUCCCUAUUGACUGCUCCUUUUUAUGUGUUCUUAAUAAGCCUCCCCAUUUGUAUGACUGACUUCUUUCUGAAAUUAAGCAGCACUCCCAGGGAUAUUUUUCUCCCACGUCUGUGCUCCUGCAGGGAGGGAUGUUAAGUCCACGCGUGAUGAGGUUGCUGUCGCAGGGUGGCUGAGUAAGGUUUAGAGCCGGACCUGUUCACUUGGGACUGAGCCAAGAGUUGAUACUGUCGAUAAACCACAGGGUACUGGGUUUUGGUGUUUUGUUUUUUGGAAAGGACAGCUUGCAGGCCAGUAGCUUCUCUCUUCAGUAACAAGCAGUGAGCCAAGUGCUUCAUUUUCUACCCACCCCCCUGCCCCCAGAAGAUGCAGGCAAGAAUAACUGCACGUAACAUGUUUCACAGUAGCACCCACAGACACAGCAGUUAUUCUAUCCAGGCACGUGUUUUCACAGGCAUUUUGCAAUACCAAAGACUUGCCUUGGGACUUUUUGACAAAAGCAAUAACCCUAACUCUAAAUACUUAGAUCUUUUCUGGGAGUGAGCUGCUAUUAAGAUCUUCUAUUUUUGCCAUUCCUGAAACUGAAGUCUCUGCACUGAAACUUCCCUUUAAAAGCUCCCCCAUUUUUUUUAUCGCAUCAGCAGCAGUGAAGCUGUCAAAUUUUGAAUCCCAGGGUGCUGCCAGCUUUAUUUCUGUGUCUGGUAACGGUGUAACUAUAUGGGUACCCAGUGUCUCCCGUGAAUUUUCUUCUUGUAUCAGUUGCAAAAUCAGACGGUCUCAUCCCUUCCUCCGCUGUCCUGUUCUCCAGCAGCCUGCUGAAUUUCAAGACAGCAGCAUCUUACAACAAAGGUGCUCCUGUGUUUUAUCUGCCACCUCCUUCGAGUGCUGCACCAUCAGAAAGACCCAGCCCCGAGGUACAAAAGGCACAAAACAGGCAGGAUGAUGUGCAUCAGCUGCAAGCUCUGUUUGGCUCAGACUUUCAGGGGUUUUUUUUGUUUUCUGUUGGGAAAGUAUUUUUUCCUCUGUUGUAAUAAUUAAGGGAAGUACAGUGAUACGACUUAAGAAGGAAGGUCACAAACUAUUGCACUAAAUACGAAUCUGAGUGUGCCUAAAAGAUAUCACUAGAUGACAUUUCCAGUGACUGUAUUGGUGGUCAUAAUACAGAAUCACAACUUGGGUAUUUAAUAAUUAGCGUGUGGUAUCUCUUGUUUCCUAUGCCACGCUUUCCUUUCUAACAGUGCCCUGGGAGGUAGUAUAAAUACCUUAACUUUUAAGUGGAGUCUGAUUUUUAAGAACAUCCAAAGCUCAACAUCUGGUUUUGGUAUCGGUAAAUAUUUGUUUUAUUUGCCGUUUGUCUUAAGUUUUAUAUGCCUUUCAAGUGCCAGCUGUAUUUCGAAGACAUUCUUACAGUUGUUUCAAGUGAAAUUUUGAAUGCUACGAAUGGAAAGAGAUUAUUUUCCUGUGAAUAAAUUGUGUUAAAGACUGCCCUCAGGCUUAUUUUCCGCAAGGUCAGUACGCGGGGUGUGUGUGCAGAUGCAUGCCCAGUCCCAUUGUUAAUGCUGUGCAAAGUACUCGCGGUGUUGUCAGAUACAGUAUCGAGUUUCAGAACAAACUUUGGUGCUUAGUAGAGCAAACAAGGCUGAAAAUUGUUGAACCUAGGUAGGCUGAGCUGUGCUGCGGGGUGGAGAUCUCACUCCGGGCUGGGUAAAAGCAAAGCUGGGACAUAGAUUUUUGUGGGAAAGAUCAAGAGCAGUGUCCUGAUUUUAAUUUUUCAUGGGUUUUUUUUUUUUAAUCUUGCCCAUCUUGGGGAAUUCCAGGGGAAUGGUAAAAUAACAGAUGUUUAACUAAGAAGGUGGCGAGUGACAAAAGACUUUCUAUCUAAAGUGAGAGAUGCUGAUUGUGAUACCUUGCUCGUGUUUUGUUUUCUUUUUGGGCAGUAAAAAUGAGAUGCUGGGGAGCGGGGAGCUGCUUAGCCCAUGGCUUCAGGGCAUCUAAGGGAGAUUUAGAAAGCAAUUAUCUGACACAAGUAGGUAUUCAAUGCGUUCAUUUUUUUAGUAUGGACAGUUUAGGAGUUUGCCAGCCUGGAGGAAAUGCCUGUCUUUGAGGUGAGAUGGGGGAGCUGCACCAUCGGUUAUAAUUUACUCCCUGCAAUGGAGCCACAGUUGAAUAGUGAUGUAGAUCAGUGACAAAUAUGUUUCCACUUUUGCACUAGGUAUUUGUUGCAGGCGGAAGACUGGUGAGAAAUGGGAAAAGCUGUUUUCAAAUCGCAGGGAGAGCCGGGGGCGUGGUGCGCAUCUCCCAGCCCGGGUAGCCAGCUCUGGCUUUCUAGGCGAGCACAAACCCUUAAUGACGCGCCUCGACCACGUCUGAUUUCUCGCACUGGCUUCCUGCUCGCUGCCCCUGUGCCUUUUUAAGGCGCAUUCCCUCGCUCCAUGGGUCCCCCCCCCGCCCCGGCCCAGCCACGCUCUCCCUCUAGAUGCGAUGCUGGGACAGUGCGUUCCCCCAGGGCAGGUUUUGCCAGUAGAGGGGAACUAAAGAAAAAUAUUUGGAUUUUUUUUCAUACCAUUCUCUCAGUGGUUUCAGAGAGUCCUUGUGGUCUGAUAUAGGUAUUCAGCGGCGUGAAUGUUCCUUUGAACAGUUCUGCUGAAUGAAGACAGGAUUUUUUUUUUUUAAGAUAUUUAAUAAGAUAUUUUUUCAAAUCAGUACAAAAAUUUUAAAUACAAAAUUAUUUGCUUUUGACAUAUCUCUUAUAUUCUGGGAACAUACCGAAGUCACCAAUGCCUGGUAAACUGUCCGUCCGUUCCUGUCACCGUUCCAUAAAAUUUCUGAGAUAAAGCACCACAUUAUAUCACUGGAGUCCUUAGUCAAUGUUAGACUGCAUUAAACUCUGCAUUUAAAUAAUGGUAAUGCCAGUUAAAUCCAAUCUUAGUUCUGCAUGAAAAAUCUAGUUUGUUUUUGAAUCAAAAGCAGUAGCGUUAGCUAAAGACAUUGAAGAAGUGAUGAGUAUUUAACUCUUUCAACUAGCGCAACAGUGUGUGAUGUGCAGCACUGUACAGGGAACAACAGCAGAGUACACUGCCUUCUGGAAACGAAUACUUUUGAGGUGAGAUUAGCACCACUGAUGAACAGACAGCUCUUGCAGAGAAGUUGCUUUCCUCAUGUACAGAAAAGAUCAAGGCCUGCAGGUUCUCCUUGACAGUUGGUAACAUAUAAAUAAGGAUUGGAAAUCAGCUUUUAUAUAAAAAUGAAAUUCUUAGAUAAAUUUGCAUGAUCAGUACUGCUGGUAAAAUUAUCAGUUGAUCUCAAACAGCAAAUGAGUUAAUUAGCACAGAGACCUACUUCUGCUUUGCCUAGUCACUGAAGAGUAAACUGAUUUAUCUGUCACUGAGUGGCAGAAGAGGCACCACUUCUGACAAGCCAAACAGGACGCAGGUUCUUAGCACGAGCACAGAAACCCAAGCAGAUUUCUACCGCCCUGCUGUAUUGCCACGUGUUGGCCAAAAUGCCUCAAUCAUGUGGCACAAAGCAAAUGGGGAACCCUUCGGUUUUGUCUCUGAUCCACCUCAUCUACUUCAACCGUGCAAAUGCAGAGGGAGGCUUUUUGAGGGCUGUGGCAGUUGGAGGUGAGCCCAGCACCUGCUAGAGUCAGUGGCAGCGUUCUGGGUCCAAUGACUGCUGGAGAAGGCUUGUGGGGAAUAGUUACAUCGUUGAUACUCCUUUUCCAUCAUAAAUAAAUUGUUCAGGGGGAAAAAACACACCUGCAGGAAUAUUUCAUAUGGGGGGAAGGGAAAUAAAGGUCUCCAGCUAAGAGAACCUUUGCUUGUCAGGCAGACCUGCUGUCAAAAAGUCCCCCAAAAUCCCCACCCAAACAAAUAAAAAGCCACUCAAUUUUUCCAUAUAAUUUGAGACCGACCUACUCUGGUUUAAGUCACCGGUUUUCAUCUUGCAACUAUGAUCAAUGCAACAGUCAAAUAUGCAAUGGGAGUGAGUGACGUACGCUGAUUUGAACCUUGGUACUGAAUUAUUGUGAAUGAAAUGAAGUAAGCAUGGCAUCACAGAAAUAUAUAACGUACAGCUAAUAUGUCCCCCUCGGGUGCAAAACAACUGUUUAUGAACCUGAUACACAUCUUUAGAUAUGUUCACCACACUUUUUUUAUAACUAGCUGUGCAUAAUGUUAAACUUUGUAUUUAUUUAUUUUUUGCACAAGAUGGUCCAAAAUGGUCAUAAAAUGCAUCUUUCAUGGUAUAAGUUUGAAGCAGAGAAGAAAGGUUUUGAUUUUGUGUGU
Molecule: messenger RNA, 8693 nt
Organism: Grus americana (Whooping crane)
Lineage: Eukaryota; Metazoa; Chordata; Aves; Gruiformes; Gruidae
Gene: ST3GAL6
Product: ST3 beta-galactoside alpha-2,3-sialyltransferase 6
Exons: 11
Coding region: 272-1330 (352 amino acids)
Biological process (GO): glycolipid biosynthetic process
Molecular function (GO): beta-galactoside alpha-2,3-sialyltransferase activity
Source: RefSeq, a predicted model, not a curated record